AUGUUUCCACGAAUGCUAAAAACUCAAAAGUAAUUGGAUUGUUGUUAAGCUAAGCUCAUUUAGUCCAUAUACGCUAUUCAUGAAUAAGAAUUGCUACAAUUUGGCAUUGGAAUUGAAAUAAUAUCUCUUGUCUGAUUAUUUGCAUACUUAAUUUCCAAUUUUGUAAUUACCAGACUAUAUGGAGAAUACCUUUGCUUUGCAUGUGAAUAUCUUGCAAUAGCGUCUAGUAAAAUAAAUUUGAUAGCUCUAGUUGAAUGAGAAGACCACUUAAUCUGAGAAGGACAUUGAUCAUCUGAGAUUCUUUUUGAAAACCUAUGUUUAUAGUGAAUUGGCAAACAAAUAUAAUGAAAAAUAUCCUGCUGAUGGUAAGGAAACAACUUAGAAAAAUAGCAUUUAGUGAUUAUUUUAUAGAAAACUAUUAGAACAGAGUAGAGAUCAUGGCUGCUGAUAUUAAGAUUUUAGAUAAUGACAUGCAAACUUUACAGAAGGAUGAAAUUGAUGAGAAUACAAGAAAAUUUGUUAGAAAAUUCAUUUUUCUAAAUAAAAUAGGGACUACAAAUAAUAUUAUAUAAAAAUAUAGUAGUUAUGUGAUGGCUCAUGUAAGAUGAUUCCAAUAAAAUAGAUGAACUAUUUGCACUCAUUGUCAUAUUUAGAAAUUAUGCAAUAUAAAAUUUAUUGGGGAAUGUAAGAGGAAUUAAAAUAGUUGAAAGCUUGA
Messenger RNA from Paramecium octaurelia, 715 nucleotides. The record is from the annotation of a GenBank genome assembly. NCBI's taxonomy places the organism in Eukaryota, Ciliophora, Oligohymenophorea, Peniculida, Parameciidae.